AUGUUCCGAUUGGUGGUGUUGUCCGCUGUUCUCGCCGUCGCCUGCGCUGCCCCCUCGCAGCUGGUCCACUCCAGCCCGCUGGCCUACUCGACCGUCGUGGCGGCCCCGACUCUGGUGGCCCAGAAGGAGAUCUCCUACCAGAAGAGCAUCGUCGAGGAGCCCGGCGUAGCCCAUGUUGGCACGAUCGAGAAGUCCGUCCCGACCGGCUACUCGCACCAGAGCUUCACCCAGUACCACAACAAGCAGGUCGCUGAGCCCGUGUUCGCCCCGGCCGUCAAGAAGACCGUCGUGACGACUCCGGUGGAGAAGACGACCUACGUCCAGGCCGCCACUCCGGUCGUGUACGCCGCCCCGAAGGCUACCUACGUCGAGGCCGCCGCCCCGGUUGUCUAUGCUGCCCCGAAGGCCACCUAUGUUGAGGCCGCCUCCCCGGUCGUGUACGCCGCCCCGAAGGCCGCCUACACCUACGCCGAGACUCCGGUCCUGUCCUAUGCCGCUCCUCUGAAGACGUCCUACGUCAGCAGCUACCCGUCGGUGUACGCCGCCGCCGCCCCGGCCGUCUACGCCAGCCAGUACUACUAA
Messenger RNA from Anopheles coustani, 582 nucleotides. Its product is annotated as cuticle protein-like. The transcript has a single exon. Bases 1 to 582 code for a protein of 193 amino acids. Lineage: Eukaryota; Metazoa; Arthropoda; Insecta; Diptera; Culicidae. The record is from RefSeq and is a predicted model, not a curated record.